AUGCGGGACAGGGGCCACUGGGACCAGCAGGCGGGGGCCUUUCCGCCGUUUGAGGAGAAGAACGACGGGCCCGUCAACCCCAUUAUCGUCGGCUGA
Molecule: messenger RNA, 96 nt
Organism: Eimeria tenella
Lineage: Eukaryota; Apicomplexa; Conoidasida; Eucoccidiorida; Eimeriidae
Exons: 1
Coding region: 1-96 (31 amino acids)
Source: RefSeq, a predicted model, not a curated record